This is a messenger RNA of Sphaeramia orbicularis (orbiculate cardinalfish), 5629 nucleotides long. It is a transcript of the gene abca5, whose product is annotated as ATP-binding cassette, sub-family A (ABC1), member 5. The transcript is spliced from 38 exons. Gene Ontology annotation, cellular component: intracellular membrane-bounded organelle; membrane. Bases 1 to 5043 code for a protein of 1680 amino acids. The record is from RefSeq and is a predicted model, not a curated record. Lineage: Eukaryota; Metazoa; Chordata; Actinopteri; Kurtiformes; Apogonidae. Gene Ontology annotation, molecular function: ATP hydrolysis activity; lipid carrier activity; ABC-type transporter activity. Gene Ontology annotation, biological process: lipid transport; transmembrane transport.
AUGUAUUUCAUCCCUGAGGCCAGCAUUCAGCAGAUGAGCGGUCGUCCAUACAUCAUCCAGAUGAGGCAUGGUGGCAGCAUGCAGCCGCUGUACCGCAGAGACGCCGGCGUCUGGGCCCAGACCCGCAGCCUGCUCUACAAGAACCUGCUCAUCAAGUGGAGGACCAAACAGCAGAGUCUGCAGGAGCUGAUCCUCCCUCUGCUCCUGCUGGGCCUCCUCAUCCUCAUCAGUAAACUCAACCCUCAUGUUUACUAUGGAGGCAUCAGCACUAAGGAGCUGGAGCCGGACACCCACCUGUUCAGAGGCCUGGGCUACACCCCCAUCACCAACGUCACCAACCACAUCAUGGAGGAGGUCGCACAGGAGAUGCACAUACAGGACCGUCUGGACAUGUUCGCCAGUGAGGAGGACCUGGAGAACGCCAGCCUGUACGAGCCCUCCAGUUAUGUGGGCGUGGUCUUCAUGGACAGCUCGGCCACCUCCUACAGACUACGCUUCCCCUACAACCAGCUGCCUCUGCCCAGCGAUUACACCGAGACCAUCGCCAACUGUUUCUCCAGCGCAAACUGUAGAGCAGCGAACUACUGGCAUUCAGGAUUCAUCCGCCUGCAGUCACUGAUCGACGCCGCCAUCAUCCAGAUGCAGACCAAGCGCUCGGUGUGGAGUGAGCUGGACCUGAAGGUGGUGAUGAUGGGGCAGCCCGGCUCGGUGGAGGUGGAGAAGUUCCCCCACGCCCUCAUCUCCAUCUACCUGGUCCUGGCCUUCACGCCCUUCGUCACCUUCCUCAUCGUCAAUGUGGCAGCAGAGAAGGAGCACCGCCUCAAAGACACCAUGACCAUGAUGGGGCUGUACGACAGCGCCUUCUGGUUGUCGUGGGGGCUCCUGUACGCCGCCCUGGUCACCACCAUGUCCAUCCUGAUGUCCAUCAUCGCCACGUACACCGCCCUCUUCCCCAACAGCGACUUCCUGGUCGUCUUCUUCCUCAUCUUCCUCUACGGGAUUUCAUCUAUCUUCUUCUCCUUCAUGCUCACUCCUCUGUUUAAGAAGCCAAAGUUCGCCAGCACCGUGGGCUCCAUGCUGACCGUGGUGUUCGGCUGCCUGUCGCUCUUCACCGUCCUCAUGAAGGACUUCCCUCAGCCGCUGGUGUGGCUGCUCUGCCUGCUGUCGCCCAGCGCCUUCUCCAUCGGCAUCGCACAGGUGGUGUACCUGGAGGCUCAGGGGGACGGUGCCGUCUUUUCAUCUCUGGCUAAUGGUCCUCAUCCUCUCUACGUGCCCCUGGUCAUGCUGGUCCUGGACUGUGUCCUGUACCUGCUGCUGGCGGUUUACCUGGACCAGGUCCUGCCAGGUGAGUUCGGGAUGAGGCGGUCCCUGAUCUACUUCCUGAAGCCGUCCUAUUGGUCCAAACGCAGUCGACGCUACGUGGAGGUGAGCUCGGUGUACGACACGGAGGCGAACGGAGCGCCUGGAGGAGACGAGUCUGUCGAACCCGUUUCACCGGAGUUCAGAGGAAAAGAAGCCAUCCGCAUCAGUAACAUCCGUAAAGUCUACAAAGAGAAGGACAACGUGGUGGAGGCUCUGAGAGGUUUGACCUUUGACAUCUACGAGGGUCAGAUCACAGCGCUGCUGGGCCACAGCGGUGCCGGGAAGUCCACUCUCAUGAACAUCCUGUGUGGGAUCUGCCCCCCCACCGCAGGCUCCGCCUCCAUCUAUGGCUCCCCGGUGGCGGAGGUGGCGGAGGGGGCGGAGAUGAAGCAGCUGGUGGGCAUCUGUCCACAGUUUAACAUUAUCUUUGAUGUGCUGACCGUGGAGGAACACCUGAGGAUCUUCGCCGCCAUCAAAGGCAUCCUGCCGGCCGACAUCGAUGCCGAGGUCUCCAAGGUCCUGAAGGAUCUGGAUCUGGAGAAGAUCAUGGGUGCUCAGGCCAAGAACCUGAGUGGAGGUCAGAAGAGGAAGCUGUCAGUGGGCAUCGCCAUCCUGGGAGACCCAAAGAUCCUCCUCCUGGACGAGCCCACGGCCGGUAUGGACCCCUGCUCCAGACACCAGGUGUGGUCCCUGCUGAAGAGCCGACGGGCCGGCAGGGUGACGGUCCUGAGCACACACUACAUGGACGAGGCCGACAUCCUGGCAGAUCGUAAAGCGGUCAUCUCCCAGGGUCAGCUCAAAUGCGUGGGCUCCUCUCUGUACCUGAAGGUCAAGUGUGGUGUUGGCUAUCAUCUCAGGAUGUCCAUCAGAGAAUCCUGCGACGCCGACGCCGUCUCGUCCUUAGUCAAACGUCAUGUUCCUAAAGCCUCGUUGUCGCGGCAACAUGAGGCGGAGCUGACCUUCACUCUGCCGUUCGAGAGCAUGGACACGUUUCCAGGUCUGUUCGCGGAGCUCGACUCUCGGCCCGAUCUGGGAAUUAUCAACUACGGCGUUUCCAUGACGACCCUGGAGGAUGUUUUUCUGCGUUUGGAGGCUGAGGCUGAAGUGGACCAGGCUGACUACAGCGUGUUCAACCGGGAGCAGCCGGAGGACGAAGCGGACAACGCCUCAUUGGACGACACGGACCAACGUCUGCUGACCUUCUCCGACAGUAAAUCAGAUGUGGUUCGGGGCCACGGCCUGUGGAGGCAGCAGUUCAGUACGGUGGCAUGGCUGCACAUGCUCAACAUGAGGAGGGAGAGGAAGGCCUUCGUCUACACUCUGGCUCUGUUCCUGGUCUUCGUGGCUGCGGUCCUGGUCCUGUCUUUGGCCACAGGGAAUAUCCAGAUCCACUCCCCGGACCGACAGUUCCUGCCCAUCUACCUGCUCCGAAGACACCAGACCCCCCACAGAUACGCCACCAGCCUCCUGGUGCAGAACUCCUCAGGUUCGGACAUCUCGGACUUCAUCCAUAACCUGGAGUCUCAGGACAUUAAGGUGGAGAUGAUGAGGCACAGCGACUACAUGUCUGCGGCUCCGCACAGCGCCGCCAUCAACGUAACGGGAUCCAACAAGGGCUUCAGAUACAGCGUGGCCUUCAACAGCACCACCGUCCACUCCUUACCGAUGGCCGUGAACAUCCUGAGCAACGCCCUGCUGCGAGGCCUGAACGGGACGGGCCAGAUCCGCACCUGGACCAAGCCCUUCGACUAUAAAAUCCCCGAUGCCACGUCGUACGCUCUGGUCUACAUUGAGGCCAUCAUCCUGGGGAUGUUGGCGGCCGGGAUGCCGGCGUACUUCGCCAUGGACCAUACCCGGGACCGAGAGAUCAAGUGUCGGUCCACUCUGCGGAUCUCGGGCCUGGUUCCGUCUGCGUACUGGUGCGGUCAGGCGGCCGUGGACAUCCCCUUCUACUACCUCAUCCUGUCCACCAUGACCACCAUCCUCUUCUCCUUCCACACUGGGAACCUGCUGACCUCCAGUAACCUCACUGCCGUGGUCCUGUGCACCGUGGGCUUCGGUCCGGCCAUGAUCCUCUUCACAUACGUGGUUUCAUUUGUGUUCGCACGAGUCCAGAGCAACAGAGACUUCUUCUCCGUCAUCUCCAUGAUGGUGUGUGUGGUGUCGGCGUCGCUGGUCCAGCUGUCGUUUGUCAACGACACGCCCAUCCUGACGCGAACGCUGCACAACGCCCUGUGUCUGUUCAACCCUCUGUAUCCACUGAUGGGCUGUCUGAACUGCAUCACCAAGGCAACAUUUCUUCCGUCUCUGUACGAGGAGAACUUCUUAUGGAAGAACCUGCUGAUCGCAGUGGUGGCCCCUUACCUCCAGUGUAUCCUGCUUUUGUGUCUGCUUCGCUGGAUGGACAUCCACUAUGGGGGGAGGACCAUGAAGAGCGACCAGCUCUGCAGAAUUUCCUCCAAGUCAACCCCUAAACCGGAGCGGAACCCAGAGGACGGGAUGAACGAGGAUGAGGACGUCCAGAUGGAGAAGGCCCGAGUGAAGGAGGCCAUCAGCUGUCAGGCCUGUGAGGAGAAACCCGUGGUGGUGGUCAGUAACCUGAGGAAACAGUACAAAGGCCGCAGAGAAGGCUUCUCCCUCAGCAAGAAAAGAAAAGUGGCCACAAAAAACGUCUCCUUCUGCGUCCGAAAAGGGGAGGUUCUGGGACUGCUGGGACCCAAUGGAGCCGGGAAGACCACCAUCAUGCACAUGUUGGCCGGAGACACGGACCCCACGGCCGGACAGGUGCUCAUGGGAGAUUACAGUACAGAGUUUGGACCUGUGGACGCCCCCCUGGAACACGUGGGCUACUGUCCUCAGGUCAACCCCCUGUGGCCCAGGGUGACUCUGCAGGAGCAUCUGGAGGUCUACGCCGCCAUCAAGGGCCUGAGGGGGCAGGACGUCCCUGGGAUCAUCAAACGGGUGGUCAACGCUCUGGAGCUGAAGGAACACCUGAACAAACAGGCCAAAACCCUGUCAGCUGGACUCAAGAGGAAGCUCUGCUUUGCGUUGAGUAUGAUCGGAAAUCCUCAGAUCGUUUUACUGGACGAGCCGUCGUCAGGGAUGGAUCCCAAAUCUAAACAGCGCAUGUGGCGGGCCAUCCGGGCUGCGUUCAAGAACCGCCAGCGGGGGGCGGUGCUGACCACCCACUACAUGGAGGAGGCGGAGGCAGUGUGUGACCGCGUGGCCAUCAUGGUGUCAGGGCAGCUCAGGUGCAUCGGCUCCAUCCAACACCUCAAAGGUAAAUAUGGGCGGGGCUACAGUUUGGAGGUGAAGCUCAGGGAGGAGCUGACGGGGCUCCAGCAGGUGGCGCUGCUGCACAAGGAGAUCCUCCGAAUGUUCCCGCACGCUGCCCGCCAGGACAGUUUUGCUACUCUGAUGGUUUAUAAGAUCCCCAUGGAGGACGUCAAAUCCCUGGCCCAGGCCUUUUCCCAGUUAGAGACAGCAAAGCAAACGUUCAACUUUGAGGAGUACAACUUCUCCCAGUCGACGUUAGAGCAGGUCUUCAUGGAGUUUGCGAAGGAGCAGGAGGGGGAGGAGGACGAGGUGGGCGCCAUCAGCACCACGUUCCAGUGGCAGCGUCUGCGUCAGGACGGCGCCGUCUCCUUGAACCACACAGACAGCAUCGUCCACCAGCUCUGAACUGCACUGAGGACGGGGACCACCCCCGCCCAGGGUAAACGGCCACCGCCCACGCCCGGCGUCCUCACAUGAACGGGACACUGCUGUGACGGCAGGGCCCCCGGAAGGGCGGGGCAGGGGGCGGGACACACUCAAACUGACUGGGGGGAGGGGUCAGGGGGUGGACGCCCCGGCCCCAUCAUCACUGGUGCUCUGUGUCCUCGGACCGCCCACCCGGCGUCUCUUUCUAAAGGGGUUUUGUAUCCGCGGGGACGCGGUCCGUGUAUCUGAUAUUUAUGCUUCUGAUCUCAUGUGUUUGCUCGUCUGUCGUGUUCGUGAAAAGCACCUCAACCGGAUCCAUCCAAGACCGAACCAAAGCUGUCAUCACUGAACCUCCUCACGUUAGCAUCGGUAGCAUGUGCACAAAGCGUCCACGUGGAGCAGAGACGGACGCGUCCUCCUUCUACACCAGCACGACGUCCACCUCCACCAUGAUCCAGGACGGACAGGUUCAGCCCAGUAGGACCAGGUACUGACACCCACGCCGCUACCCAACGGGUCCGACCCAAACCGCAUCGCAGAACACAAAUCCACAGAGCUUCCUCUA